This is a messenger RNA of Uloborus diversus, 1332 nucleotides long. RefSeq lists its product as uncharacterized. The record is from RefSeq and is a predicted model, not a curated record. The transcript has a single exon. Lineage: Eukaryota; Metazoa; Arthropoda; Arachnida; Araneae; Uloboridae. The coding region runs from base 1 to 1332 and encodes 443 amino acids.
AUGCUCGACGCCUUCAGCAGUGACGUUGCGAGGGUUAGUCUCCAGCUAUACCGGCGCAAAUCGGCCAGCCUUCACCUGUCGGGCCUGAAGCCAGUGGGAAGUCGCGACACCACCUUUCACGUGCAAGGGGAGCCCUUCAAGACCUUGGCUGACGGAGAUGCCUACAAGUUUCUCCGGAAACCCGUUGGCUACUCCCUGGUCCAAGACUUCUCCAACCUAAACAGCGUAAUUGAUAUCGGAAAGAAGGUUAUGGACUCGAAGCUCGCCCCAUGGCAGAGACUUGACGCCCUGCGGACAUUCUUCUUCCCGGUUCUCCAAUUCGCGAUGAGAACGAAUCAAUUCGGAAAAGGAGUCUGGGGGAAAAUUGACACCAUGGUACGCAGGGAAGUAAAGCGCACCCUAAACAUCCCCAUGGAAGCGGCGAGAGACCUUUACGGCAAGAGAGACAAAGGGAGCCUCGCAAUACCGUGCGCAGCGGAAGACUCGGACCUUUACCGUAUUGACUCCGCCUUCAAGCUGCUCACGUCCAGGGACCCUGACGUCCAGACCAUCGCCGCCGACUACCUCAAAGCGACGUGCGCCAAAAGACUGAAGAGGACACCUUCUGACAGCGAGAUGGGCGAGUUCAUGUCUGGCAGCAUGAAGGGGAACUUCGCGGGCUCGGCCAACGAGGCCCUCAACGUCUGGACGUGUGCCAGAGCCGCUUCCAGAAGACUCGGCGUCUCCUGGACCUUCCAAGACCGCUCGCCAGAGCUUCAGCUGCGGGAUGUCACGGUGCAGGCCGCAGGCAGAAGGAAGCUUACCAAGUCGUUUAGGGAAAAGCUACGCGACGACAGGUCCAGAGCCCUUGCCGCCAAACCCAGUCAAGGCAAGACGAUGGAAUGCGUCGCAGCAGACAAGGCUAGUAGCCAUUUCCUGUACGACGGGAGCUACACAAUGUUCGCUGACUGGCGCUUUGUCCACAGAGCCAGACUGAACUUUGUCCCCCUGAAUGCCUGCAAGCCGUGGCUCCGGGGGAACAAUCGGGCGUGCCGAAGGUGCAAGGCACGAGAGGAGACCCUGCCUCACGUCACAAGCCACUGCAUGAGGAACAGCCAGGCCAUGCAGAUCAGGCACAACGUCGUCCUCAAGCGGGUUGUGAAGGCCGCAGGGCACUCCGCUGAAGUGGUGUCGGUUAACCAAAGGGUGGGUCCCGACAACCUCAACCUACGCCCGGACGCGGUCAUCAAACGCAGACGUGGACGAAGCAGAGACAUUUCUUAUAAAAGACAAUACAGCGGUAUUAAACAUUUAUCAUCUGAACAUAAGGAGCAUAAGGCAAAAUUUAGAUGA